This is a messenger RNA of Drosophila takahashii, 6857 nucleotides long. RefSeq names its product over compensating males (gene ocm). The record is from RefSeq and is a predicted model, not a curated record. NCBI's taxonomy places the organism in Eukaryota, Metazoa, Arthropoda, Insecta, Diptera, Drosophilidae.
GUCAGCGGCCAGGGCUCACACACACACGCACACUUGCAGCACGCAUGUGGCGGUGACGCUGAGUCGGAAUCUGGAUUAUUUUGUGAUCUGAUCGCAGUGCAGUCUGUGUUUCUAUUUCCACUGCCAAAUAAAAGUGCAAUUUGUGGCCCGAACAAUUGCCAAGCUAAACAACAAUGCGUUUUGGCCAACGCUCGUAGUCGGCAUUUAGUGCGAGAAAGGAAAUAAAAGUCUCGAAAUGUUUUGAUUGUGCUCUUCGCAUCGCGUGUUUUUGUUGUUCGUGUGGGGGUGCGGCAAAAGGCGCUGAGGCAACAACAACAACAUUCGUGAAUUCACCGUUUCUGUGAUACUGAGUCUGUUUGCCAAAACAUGACUUACGAACUGCCGCCAAUCAUACUGAAAGGCAAAGAACUGAUCAAAUACCGCCACCUGAAGCUCAAAUAUCCCGUGUCCGACGAGUUUCUGCACCGCAACUGGUGGAAUGUCAAGCGGUUUAUAAUCUACGCCCUGAAUCCUCGCUGCGUCAUCCGGAAUUAUGCCUGGCGCCGGCGACGCAGCCAUCGUGUCCGCAUCGUGCGACGAGUCCGCAUCCUGCUCUUCGAUCCGCGGCUCAAGCGGAUGAUCAAGCGUCGCCUGCAGAACGUGCGUCAGUGGUCGAGAAACAUAGUGGGUCACUACAGGAAGAUGGGCAGGAUCGAGGAGUACGAGGAGACGGAGGUGUACAGCGUGGCCGAGCCCCUGGCUGCCGAGGAGGUGUCCAAGCAGAUGAAGCAGCAACUGGAGCUGCUCAAGACGGGCAAGAGGAGCCUGUCCCUCAUAGAGGACACCACUCCCGGUGGGGAGGUGCCAGCCAAGAAGCCUAAAAAUCACCCAGAGACUCUGGAAGAGACCGCUAAUGAAGAUCAACUGGAUUCGGAGAUCACUCCCUCCAAGGAGGCAGCCGAAAGAACGCCCACAAAGUCGCCGGCGCAAGCAGACGCCUCAGAGGAUGCCCCCACACCAGCCACUCCCAGCAAGGAGCAGAGCGGCCAGUCGAGCGCCUUCUCCAGUGCCGAGAAGACGGACAAGUCGGAGAAGGCCGGCGGCAGCAAGUUUCUGGACAUGCUCAUCAGCAAGGUGCGCGUAAAGAACUUUGCGCGCGAGGACAACAUGCCAACGGAAGCCAGCGUGGCUCCAUUCUGCGCCUCCGAGGACGAGGGCAGCGAGGACUUUGUGGGCUUCGACGAGAGUGUCCACCAGCCGGGCAUGCUGCUCACGCCACUGGUCCCGGUCAACUGCAAGACCACCGAAGGCAACUCCGCCUUUGUCAGCGAAUCGCUGGAUGCCUACAUGCGCGAGCACCACAUCAAUGACUCGGAUUCGCGGCAGGACGACAAGGAUAAGCUGCUCGAGCCGAUGGGACACGAUGGUCAGGUCACCUCGCACAGCAUGCCGCCGCCGAUGGACAUGCCAGCCGUGCCGGAGGCACUGCAGCGACUGCGAACGGUGGCGGAGAGGCGUCAGUAUCUGCAGCGCUGCAAGAACCACAAGAUGGGUAUCAUCAACAACGAGGCGAAUGUGUACAGGGAGUUGCAGCGCAAGCAGCGCCAGCGGAAGGUGAAGAUCAGCGCCAUGCAGACGCUCCAGGCCCCCGACUCCCAGAUGCCCUUCACCCGACAGGGCUGGCAGGCAGCCAGUUAUGUGGCCACCGAGAACUCCAACUACUACUAUCAGGUAAUCCAGGUGGACGGGGAGAUGGUGCGUCUGCCGGGCGCCCAGGGCAACAACUUGAAGCGCGAGAAAAGCCCCUACUUGAGCAGGCUAACGCAAAAGGAGGAGAACGAACUGCGUUGCAGCAGCCAGUGCUUGGAUGCCCGCAUCUGCCGGGAGCUAAAGGUGAUUCCCACACGAGUGUGCCCGCCGAGGAACCCCAAGAUCCUCAACCAAUAUCCCCUGCCCGCCAUCUUCCGCCCCUGCCCGCUGUCCAUGAAGCCGUUCCAGAGGCCUCUGGACGAUGAUACAGCCGCUUUGCUCCUCGCCGGCGGCAGCAUGGCCGUUGUCAGCAUGCCGAAUGUGCAGCUGGAUGUGAUGCCUCAACUGGGGAGACCUCUGGACGAGAUUGCCAAGCGGUAUCUGCAGCACAUUCUGCCGCAUCACGACAUUACACGCGAAUGGGCCGAGUUCAGUGUGUCCACGCUGCAGGCGCCGCCCGCUUGCAUGAAGGAUGCCGAGGAGCAGGCUGCCCAAACGCCCGCGGGUCGCCGCAAGAGCUUCACCUUCGUGGUUCCCUACCUCAACGAUCGCAAUCACAUACUCGUGCGGCGCGUAGUCGAUCGAUCCGAGCUCCUGGACGCGAGCUUCAACGAGGAGCCCGAGAAGCUGCAGGAGUUCGUCUUCCGGGAGAAGCUGCCUGCGCAGCCGGAUGAAGAGACUCUGGCCUGCGCAGACAUGAUCAAUGACAUGAUCAACACUGUGGCCAUCAGUUGCAGCGAGAAUAGUUUCAUAAGCGAGGAUCCCGAUGCGAUUGGUAAUGGUUCUUCGUCGGCCAAGUCUGAGGAAGUAAGUCCCGCGAAGGAGGAGUCUGGCAGGGAUGCGGAUAAAACUGGAGGCAAGGCAAAGCGACUGCCGAACAAGCAGAAGCGCCUGGCCAAUGAACUCAGGCGUUUGAAUGCCACCAUCAUUGAUGCGGCAGCCAGAAAUGCAGAUGCUAAUAAGCCCUGCGCCAAGGAUCACUGCCAGUUGGGCUGCCUGUGUGCCAGCUUAUCAGGUACAGAAUUGCCAGUAAGGGAUCACUGCGGAAGGGCAGAGUGUGUUCUGGAUUGCCGUUGCCUGGGUGCCGAGCAGGGUCGUGUGAUGCGCGUGGAGGCAGCAGAUGGCCGCGGAAUUUCCAACGAGGACGCCUUCAACUUGCGCCGCAAGGCCACCGCGCGGCUGGCCAAAAUGGAGAAGGACUUCACCUCCACCUUGGUGCUCACCGACAACGAAACGCUGCUGAUCAACGAGUCGCAGGGCGACAAGAAGCGACGCUGCACAAAGGCCCCCAAGCGAUACGAGGACUUCGACGACACCAUGUUCGACGAGGAGGAGGAAAAAGAGGUGGUUUCGCCCACGUCGAAGAAGCAAAAGAAGAUUGCCGCUGCUGCUGCGGCUGCCGCGGCGGCUGCUGCUGCGGCCGCUGCUGCUGCUGCCGCUGCCGCUGCUCCUGCUCUCAGCGAACCCUGCUCGGUGAAGGACACGGAUCUGGCCCAGCUGAAGCAUUGCUUUGUGGGCCUGCGCCGCUUGUCGGACAUUGAGAACUUGGCCACCUUCUGCAUGACCCACCAGCUGUACAAGUGCUUCUGUGGCGGUGACUCCCCGGAUGGCAAACCAGUGGUCAUCGAGAAGGAGCAGUGGAAUGCCCCAGUGACCCACUUCAAUCCGGAACUUGCUACCCGAGCGCACUACAGUUUCGAGCGACCGCCGGAGGAGAUCACAACGAAGAAGAGGGGAAGGGAGAAGAAAGCUAAGCUUAAGGUGGAGGAAAAACCAAUCGAAGAAGAUCAAAAGCCAAAGAUUAAGGAGCCGGAGGAGACUAUUCCAGCCAAGACUGAAUCUAAGGAAGAGCCGAAAGCAGCCGAUUCCCUAUUCGAUGAUGAGUCUCCGCUCCAGAGGUCCAUUGAGUUGGAUACGAUCUUCAGCUACUUUCGUUCUCGCCCUCACAUCUGCCGACGUGCCAUUUCCGUGCCGAAGAACUCCUACCAGCGGCUGAACAAGCGGAGGGCGGAACGCGUGCGUAACCAUGCGGUCCGUCAGGAGACUCCGGAAACGGAGGAGCUGCUCAAGAGUCGCAUUCAGGGUGCCAUUAUCUAUUAUCGCAAGGAACUCGAUCGGCAGCGCAAGCGAGAGCUGACCAAAAGGGCGGCGAAGGCCCCGGUCAUCGAGUUGCGCGAUGAUUCCACCGAUGGAAGCGAGGCCAGCAGCCGUCAGAAGAGGAGUGCUACUCCCACAAAGGAGGCAGGUCCAGGCAAGCGCUUGAAACUAGAGCAAGAGCCUGCGCCUUCGCCGCCAGAGGAAAGCCACAAGUUGGACAUUCAAGUGCCCCGCAUCGCCGCCUGCUAUUCCCUCAAUGCCGCUUCCGUGGAUGCUCUAGCCUCUGGAAUGGCUGCAGCUGCUUCCUCCACUGGAACAGAUAACAAUUCGACCGAGACUGACUCCCCCAACUUCCGCUCGUUCUACAACGAGGUGGUCAAGAACAUGAACACUCUGGUUAGCAAGAAGAUGCAGGACAUUGAUCUGGCGCUGCAGCGCGAGAGCAAGAUAAUUCCGGCCCCCAACGAGGAGAUUCUGUGCAUCAUCAAGUGGACCAACUUUCUGGCUGCCUUCGAAUCCGGCUUCGUGUUCAUUUGGGACGUCCAGAUGAAGUCGCACAGCUUCCUGGCGGCCACCACAUCCAACCAAAUGCCCUCGGUGUGUGGGGCAAUUGGAGUGGUGAACACCAAGUUUGCGCCCGAUCCCCAGGCCCUCCCUUUAAUGGCUCGAAUGCUGAUGAAUUCCACGCGCAAUGAAAACACUAAUCGCCUGGCGGUGGUUAUGCAGGGCAGGCAGAGCUUUUGGCUUGUCAAAGGAUUCCUGCGACACAUGGAGGGCAAUGCCUGCACAAAGCCCACGCCGCAGACGCAUCCGUUGCUCACGAAGAAGAUCAAUGUGCUGUGCUCGCUGCUGGUGAAGCAGCGCAUUCGGGAGCAUCAGAAGAAGCUGCAGAGUGCUGGAGGCUCCACACCCUCCGAAGUGCCAAACAGCCAGGUGGUAGCGGAUGUUCCGCCGCCAAACUCGCUGCUAAAACAGCGUCAGAAGAAACCGCAGAGCCAAGAAGCCCCAUCCUCCAGUACGCCAUCCUCCGCAAAGGUGGUUAAACCUGCUCCUGUUGCCCCUGCAACUCCUUCACCCGCUGUUCCCCUUGCUCCUGCCAAACUAGCAUCACCUGGUGUUAAGGGCAAAAGCGGUGCAGCUGGAAUCCGCAGCAACAUCGAGUUCAGAAAGGUCAACCACAACGAUGUGGAUGAGCUGCAAAUACCCGAGCAGCUCAAGACCGACCACCGCUGGGUGGUGCUCGACAUUUUCGAUGACUUUUCGCACAUCUUUGUGCCCGCCUUCGGCGACAUGAUCUCGCUGACCAGGAUUUACAGCGUGAUGAAGGUGGCCGAGGAGACGCAGAAGGUGGUGAAGCUUCAGUUCUUUCCCGCCGCUCCGUACGAUGCCUUUGUUACGCCCUCGUCAAAGAAGAAGAUCUACUUUGGCCCUCUGAAUCUGGACAUGCCGCCACCAGUGCUCGUGCUGCUGCAGAGCGUCGACAGGAAGAUGAUGCUGCGCGAGGUUUACCAGCGGGAGCACUCCAUUCCCGUCCAUCGCCAUCGGCGCAGCAUGGCCUUCUGGGUGCUGCACGUCAACGGGCAGGUGCAUUUUGAGAUCGACAUGGAGUCCACGGCGAAGCUGGCAGCGCAACAGAAUAAUUCUACGGAACAAACUGCUCUUAAUGUGGUGAAAAUCCCCUCGCAGUUGUCUGUGGAGCUGGAGAGGAAUGAGGAGACAGUUCCGCCGGUGGUGAUCAUUGAUAGUGAUGAGGAGGAUGAUCAACAACUAGUGAUCGACGAGCAGGAGGAGCAUCAGCCGGUGAGAGAAAUCAAGCAGGAACCGCAGCGCACGAGCUUCACCAUCCAGACAAUGCCCGCCAGCGGUGCUCUGCAGAUAACUGCCGCGGAUUCGGUAGCUCCACCACCGCGGCCGCCCAAAGAUGUUACCACUUGCAGCCUAACUGGUGGCUUCAUGCCGUUCAUUGCGAAUGUGCCGGCCAAGAAUGGCGAGCUGGCGCCCACCACGCAAUACUUGACGCCCCAGGUGCAGGUGACCACGUCGUUGAGUGUUCCAGAGACCGUCUCCUCCGCCCCCGCCUCCAGUUCUUCUGUUCCCACAGGCAAGACAAUGCACAACAGGAUCAACGAGUCGCUGCAGGAGCUGCUGAGCAGUGGGAAUACUGUGACCCCGGGCGGCAUAACAAUCACCAAGCUGGACAGCAAGGACAAGAAGCUGCCGAGCGAGUCCUUCCACAUGGUUAACAAGCGACUACCGGUGAAAAUCGGAGCCGGGAUAGCUAAGCAAGCAGCUAAAGCUCUACCGGCACCGGGAAAACUUCCUCUGGCCCGAGCCGUCAUCAGUCCAGUGGCGUUGCCCCUUAACAAAGGCAUUCCAGCCGUGCGACCCGCAGUUCCUGGACAAAGCAGUGUGGUGCGGUUGUAUCCCAAAGCAACUCCCAAUGCUACCGGCAGGCAAUCCAUGCCGGGAAAUGCUAAACCGACGGUAACCGCAACGCCACGUCAAUCCCUGCCAGCCAAGUCUACGAUUGCCAGUGAUAAGCCAUCGCCAGUGGGCAUCUCCAAGUUGCCUGUGCAGGCUGAGCCCUCAGCCCGCAUGUCGCUGCCCCUGAAACCGCUGACUGCGCCGGUGGAACACCUGCCCUCACGACAAUCUCUGCCCGCCAAGGUGGUGGCCAAGCCUCCUUUAACAGUUGCACCUGCUGCACAAAAACCCAACAACGUAGCUUCAGCUGAUCAGCAGGGAUGCAGCUUAAAACCCUGCUACGGAAUCCUGGGCGCCAAAGGUUUGCCGCGCUUCCGCGUCAAAAUUCACGGCUCCGACUUUUACGUCAAGGUACCCGAUCAGGGAGUUUUCCGCUUCAAAACUGUCGGUGCAGCCGCCAGUUUUCUCAGUCGCCACGUGGCAAAGAAUCCUGCGUUCAAGCAGUUUUUGCCGGCACAGUGGAAGUUUCAGGCCUUGGAGCAGACCAACAACCAGGUGCCAUCUAAGCCUCAACAGUCACCGGCAGCCAUCGUAAUCGAGGAUUAAGG